This is a messenger RNA of Armigeres subalbatus, 1471 nucleotides long. Its product is annotated as coiled-coil domain-containing protein 42 homolog. NCBI's taxonomy places the organism in Eukaryota, Metazoa, Arthropoda, Insecta, Diptera, Culicidae. The record is from RefSeq and is a predicted model, not a curated record. The transcript has 7 exons. Bases 295 to 1356 code for a protein of 353 amino acids.
AAAGAAAAAAAAAUAAUAUCUCCAAAGUUUGUAAAAAUAGUUUCUUUUAACGCCUUUCGGGAGUGUGUUUUCGAAUAAUUCCACUAUUCAGUAAAAGAUAUUACUUUAAUUUAGUGCAUAACGGAAAAAAAAAGUGAAAAAGUGUAGUGGAAGUUUUUGAAAAACAUAGAUUUUGAUGACGAUGUUACGCGGCUUUGCUUGGAGUGGAAGCGGUUGGAUUUUCCAUCGUCGCACGGAAAAGUUACUAAUAGAGCACAUGUGCCUAGUGUCAACAUUUCUCCAUCGCUUAUCGAAAUGCCUCGAACUAGACCAACAACUAAAUUAGGUGUUUACGGAAAAUACGAUUUCAAUCCUGAGAAAGCCGUUACAUUAUACAAUGAGUCAAAAAUUCAAAAUCAAUUCUACAUCAAAACACCUAACUGGGAUGUGGCCCGAUUGAGUUUCGAGCUUAAGGGGAUACAAAGCAACCGGGAGUAUGAAGAAGUGACUAAGGAACAAGGUCGGAUGCGUACCCAUUCCCACGAGCAAUUUCAAUUGAAUGAAAAACGAUUAAAAGAAGCAGAUAGACAAUUGCAAACACUUUGGGAGGAUUUUGUUGAUGUCAAUGAUUUUCUUAAAGACUGCGAAUUAAAAGAAAAUGAGUCUAACGCAACUAAGGAGAAUGAGAAAAUAAAACAAACCGAAUAUCAUGAAAAAAUUACCAAAUUAGAUGCCGAUCUUUCACUUUUAUGUGGUUUCGUAGAAAAAUAUGAAUACACUAUCCAUAAAUACACUCCAUUCGAGACAGUGCUCACUGAAACAAUAAACAAUUCUGACAUUUAUAGUACGAUUGAAGAUUUGAUGAAACGGUGCGAUUCAUUGCUUUUAGCACAGGUUGAAAUAUCAGAAAUAGAGCAACAAAAAAUUCAAGAAAUAGAGAGCAUAAGAGACAAUUUGAUGGAAUCUACGAAAACAGCUUUACAUAUUAUUACGGGCUUGAACAAUGAUCUCUCAGAACUACAAGUACGUUAUGUACGCGCUUGGGAGGAGUGUUUGAAGUGGGAAAAGUCUAUUACCACUGCUAAAAGCUAUAUGGCUGCCAAUGAAAUGAAAACUAGCUGUAUGCUUGAUGCUAUCUAUCAUGUGUACAGUCUAAUUCGCAAACGCCGUGGAGAACAUCCAAAAUUUUUGCGAGGAAAUGUCGGAAAACAGUUGGAUUUCAUCAAAGAAGAAGCUGGAAUCAUGCAGGAAAUCCAUCAUUUGGCCAUCAUAAAACUGGCUAAGGAGAAUAUGAGCUUAGCGGCAGAAAAGGGUUCUGUAAAAGCCAAACCUCUCAUCUUUCCAGUAUCAAAGAAACCCAAGGCUUUCGGAUUUUAACGUGCACUUGCAUUUACUGAGAAUCUUGAUUUUGUUUUUCGUAUAUUACAGGAUUUUGCUGUAUUUCCAAACCAAAUUGUGAUGUUUUUUUUUAAAUAAAGAUUAUACACAUUUA